Messenger RNA from Sitophilus oryzae (rice weevil), 1817 nucleotides. RefSeq names its product mitogen-activated protein kinase 15 (gene Erk7). The transcript has 6 exons. The record is from RefSeq and is a predicted model, not a curated record. NCBI's taxonomy places the organism in Eukaryota, Metazoa, Arthropoda, Insecta, Coleoptera, Curculionidae. Gene Ontology annotation, molecular function: MAP kinase activity; ATP binding. Gene Ontology annotation, cellular component: nucleus; cytoplasm. Gene Ontology annotation, biological process: protein phosphorylation; intracellular signal transduction. The coding region runs from base 213 to 1724 and encodes 503 amino acids.
UUUGAUUAAAUAUGGAAGUGAAAUGUUGGUGUCAAUUAAAAAGAAAUGUAUUUGAUAUAAGAUUUAAUAAAAUAUGAUCCCGAUAUGAGACUGUCCAAAGACAAACAACAUUGACAAGCAUGUGCCAUUGGAUGACACAAUGACUUUUUACAUUCAUUCUACAUAAAUUGAUUAUACAUUCCUCAAAAAAGUAGGAGAUUACAAAUAGAAUCAUGGCACAAUCCAAGGAUAAAAUGUCGGAAAUCGAUGACCACAUUGCCAAAAGAUUCGACAUCCAGAAAAGACUGGGAAAAGGUGCUUAUGGUAUUGUCUGGAAAGCUAUAGAUAGGAAAAGCAAAGAUGUAGUCGCGGUGAAGAAGAUUUUUGAUGCUUUUCGAAAUCAAACUGAUGCCCAGAGGACUUUCAGAGAGAUCAUGUUUUUGCAGUCAUUCAAAAAUCAUCCUAAUAUAGUUAAAUUGCACAGUAUUCAUAGAGCAUCAAACAACAAAGAUAUUUACUUGGGCUUCGAGUAUAUGGAGACUGAUUUACAUAACGUCAUUAAAAGAGGCAAUAUCCUUAAAGAUAUUCACAAAAGAUACAUUAUGUACCAAUUAUUGAAGGCCAUCAAGUAUAUACAUUCAGGAAAUGUAAUACAUAGAGACCUCAAACCCAGCAACGUUCUUCUAGACAGUUUGUGCAGAUGCAAAAUUGCUGAUUUUGGGUUGGCAAGAUCUCUGACUCAAGGUUCUGAGACGACCCUGAGUGACAGCGAUCCAACCCUGACCGAUUACGUAGCUACCAGGUGGUAUAGAGCUCCAGAAAUCCUCAUAGCCAACAGGAGGUAUACCAAGGGGAUUGAUAUGUGGAGUUUAGGGUGUAUUUUGGCAGAAAUGUCAGGUGGUAAGCCGAUAUUUCCUGGUACUUCUACGGUGAAUCAGGUGGAGAAGAUUAUGGCAGCCAUACCAACUCCUAGUCUAGAUGACAUCAACCAGGUCUGUAUCUCAGGCGUAGGCUCUUCCAUGAUCAAAAACGCCUCCUCCGUCUCAAAAACACCCAUUCAAUCCAUGUUAGGCUCCAGCGUGCCCCACGAUGCCAUAGCCCUAAUCAACCGCCUGCUAGUGUUCAACCCCCACAAAAGACUGAAAGCUGACGAAGCCCUAGAACAUGAGUACGUGGAAAAGUUUCACGAUAAAGAACGCGAGAUUGGCAUGACCACAAACGUCGUAGUACCACUGAACGACGAUAUAAGGCUCUCUGUGGACGAUUAUAGGAAUAAACUGUAUGAGUUAAUGUCCGCAGAUCACCAGCAACAUCGAAAUUCCUUGACAAAACCAGUCAGAAUCGUUAAACAACGACUUAUAACGCCAGAGGUAUACUCAAAAGUCACCAAAAACGCAGAAAAGUACAUUAGAUCCCAUGCAAAUCCAAAAGAAAGAGUGAUAUCACAUUCAGAACCAAAAAUAAACGCCAAAAACCCUUCCAGCGUAGUUCAUAUGGCCCAGGUGAAUCGCUCAGACUCCAAGGUAAUCACUGGAAAGGUUACCCAGGUACUGGAUAGAGGCAGUGUUGCCAGAGGAGGUGCUGGAGACUGUAAAGGACAUUUAAAAUCAUCCACCGAAGUUCCUAAACGACGGAUAACACCACCCAAGACGAAAUUGUACGAGUCUUUUAAUAGUUACAAUAAAUCUCAUGGAAUUAUUACUCAGAGCGCUCUGAUGGAAUUCAGGGCGGCUGGACUCAGAUGAGUACUAGUAUUUCGAGGGGGGUUUGGAUAUAUUUUGAGUUUUUUUAUAUUUAUACGCGUAUUAUGUACGGCAAUAUUUGAAUAAAACGUUUUU